GUAUGCUGUAUGUCGUCCAGGCGGCAGCGUAACUCGUGGUGGUCGGACCCGAGUUCUUCGAGUGGCGAGUCUCGGUGUCGAGCGCGCGCUGAAUGUGUUCGGCGAUUGACGAGUGGUGCUGUGCCACCUGGUCAGCAAGGACUCCAGUUGUGAGAGGAUGGCGUGAGUGUUCUUAAAAACGUACGCGAUGUCGCGUUUAGUCGCAGUAGCUAUCUCGUUGAAGACAUUUGUUGUCUCCAAAGCGAGGCGUUGUCCACCAACCAAGUGGUGUAGAGUGUCGCGUAACGACGCGUCCGCGGGAAGAUGGCGUUGGUCGUGCACAAAGGCGGGCGAAGGUAGCCGUGCGGCGCGGUCAGAGGACGAAAUACUCACCGAGGAGAUGUUGGCGUCCAGCGACGAGGGAGUGACUGAAUCGUCAGACGUCCGCUGGUCAGUUUGGGUGUAUGCGUCAACCAUCUCAGGGAGCUCGUCGUCGGACCCGAGAGAGGAUGCGUGUGGCGCGUUCUGGGGUCGUGUGCUGUGUGGGCCGGAUCGGAGUGAGGGUGCGAUCUGGCCUUGGGCAGUGGAGGCAGAGUCUAGGGAAGACAUGCCAGUUGCGAAAAAAGGGGGGAGUCGAAGAGGUUUGUUGAAAGGGUAGCGUGAGGGGUGUGUGGCGGCCGCGGGGUGAGUGGGUACACCUGGGUACUUGAGCACAGAGCGUCAAGUAGGGUACUGUCGGGGACAGCGGAGUCGACGUCGGAAGGGGGAAAGAGUGUGAUUUGAGGAGACUGAAUGUCCACCAAAUUGUAACAAGACGGG
Molecule: messenger RNA, 798 nt
Organism: Fomitopsis serialis
Lineage: Eukaryota; Fungi; Basidiomycota; Agaricomycetes; Polyporales; Fomitopsidaceae
Exons: 1
Coding region: 188-637 (149 amino acids)
Source: RefSeq, a predicted model, not a curated record